Molecule: messenger RNA, 607 nt
Organism: Selaginella moellendorffii
Lineage: Eukaryota; Viridiplantae; Streptophyta; Lycopodiopsida; Selaginellales; Selaginellaceae
Product: M-phase phosphoprotein 6-like
Exons: 5
Coding region: 28-552 (174 amino acids)
Biological process (GO): maturation of 5.8S rRNA
Source: RefSeq, a predicted model, not a curated record
AUUUGCGACCGAUCCCGCUCGAUCGCCAUGGCGAAGCGCUUCUCUUCCGGAUUGCAAGCAAUGAAGUUCAUGCAACGCGGCCGCGAUGCCGCCAAGAAGGGAGAGGAGGACAAAGGGGAUGACGAUCACUGGGUAUCAUCCACAGCGCCGUCCAGCCGCAGAUGCGUCGUGAUCAUGGAAGGGGAUCCAAAGCCCGCUGCUUCGCUCGGGCGCAUGUCUUUCCAGAACUACAACCCAAGCAUCGAUAAAAUCCAUGAAGAUAUCCAGGCGAGAAGGUUUCCAAAGGCCGCAAGUUCUAGUGACGAGCAACAAGCUGACAACGAAACCAAGGACAGUGACGAGAGAACCAAAGCCGAGAGCUCAACCAGCGCUGGAAACACGAAAGAAGAGAACCAACAGCAGCCUGCAAGCAAGAAACGCAAAGCCGAGAACCACCACAAACCUCCAGAGAAACCCACUCCAAAAAAUCCAAUCAACAGGCAAACUCCAGCGUCCCAGAACAGAUUCGACGCCAUACGAGCUCAAGGAUUCAGGAAACCUCCAAAGUUCUAAUUGGUAACAUAGAGUUUGCAAAAGUACCUCUCACGGUCACGAGCUUUGACGAUUU